UACACAGCUUAAAUAGUUACUAAAACCAGUCACUUUUGUGUUUUCGAAUUGCAGCUAGCUAUGGAGCUUACCCCGUCUGUAAGGGCUGCUCGGUGUGUUCAAAGGAUAACGGCUGUAUGAACUGCCAGCCCAAGCUCUUCUUGUUCCUGAGGAGGGAGAGGAUGCGGCAGUACGGGGAGUGUCUCCACGCCUGUCCUACGGGAUACUACGGCAUGCGAGGGACAGAGAUCAACAUGUGCUCCAGGUGUCGGAUAGAUAACUGUGAAGCCUGUUUCAGCAAAGACUUCUGCACGAAGUGCAACCCUGGCUUUUACUUGCACAAGGGCCGUUGCUUCGACAAGUGUCCAGAGGGCUUCGCUCCCUUGGAAGACACCAUGGAGUGUGGAGAGGGUUGUGAGGUAGGCCAAUGGAGCGAGUGGGGGACCUGCACCAGAAGAAACAAAACUUGUGGUUUCAAAUGGGGUCUGGAAACCCGCACACGACACAUUGUAAAGAAGCCACCAAAGGACACAAUACCAUGUCCCACCAUCGCCGAGUCCAGGAGAUGCAAAAUGGCUAUGCGGCAUUGCAGGAGAGGCCCAGGGGGUUCGGGGAAGGGACAGCGAAACAAAGAGCAAAAAAAGAAAUCCAACAAGCAGAGGCUGCGUUUCCGGGCCCAGAACCAGCACAGCGACCACCUGGCAUCUGUUCGGGCUGCCCAGUGAAAGACUUGUCGAUGGAACAAAGACCAGAAAGCUGCUAACUCACGCUCCACACGUUCACACUACCCUGAUGAAAAUACACACACACAUGCAUCCAAACAGGAUUAUUCGCACUCCACUCGCACUGUCUCCCGCCUCCUGCUGCAUCCCGCGCCAGUGAAACGUCCCUCGAACCUGUGACCCCACUGUGAUAUCAUGGAAAACUAUAGCAGCUGUUCAUAUGGCUCAUAUCUCGUCCCAUUUGAGGAAGAAGAGAAAGAACGGGCAUGACGACCAGACGUACCGCGGGAGGAGGCGAAAUCGAAAGACAGAAAGGAAGAAGAAAGUUUAUAAAGCGGAUUAUCGAGCGUGAUUGACUGACAAAGAAAAACGAGAGAGACUCUUCUGUAUUUAUGUACAAUUACGCCAUUCCCUACGAAUCCAAGGCAGAUUGUGUCAUGUUGUAUUGCCUUUUGUCAAAUAGGUACCUUGUUUUUGAUAGCAAUGUUACGAACAUGAAACCAUCCAUAGUUGCAAAAUUACUAUUCUCCGCACAAAACGUUUACGUCCAGACCGCUUUAUGCUUUAACUGUACAUUGUGGGUAAGAAUCUUAGUUGUUCAACUAUAGCAUGUCCACAAUCUCGUGUGUACAUAGUUGGUGAGUUUAUCUACCGUAAUAAUGGUAAAAAAGCAUUACUGUAUUUCCAGUAUUGAUGCAUUCAGCGGUUAAUGGUUAUAAUACCAGCUACAGUUAAAUAAAGAACAAAAAGCUAAAUAAAAAGCAUAGCCGUUACAUAGCUAUUACAUUUA
Misgurnus anguillicaudatus (oriental weatherfish) is the source of this 1491-nucleotide messenger RNA. Lineage: Eukaryota; Metazoa; Chordata; Actinopteri; Cypriniformes; Cobitidae. The record is from RefSeq and is a predicted model, not a curated record.